AUGAAUUCAGAAGGAAGCAUGCAAAAGCAAAUCAAAACCCUCAUCUUUAAUCUUUCGGUAUUGACAGAGUUUUCAUUUUCCAUUAGCCCCCAAAAGCGUCCAGUCUCUUUGAAACCUAUCUCUAACAUUGAUCUGCGCUUCCUAUGGUGAAAUAUUUAUUUAGAUCCCAAGAUCACGUUACGCACAAGUGGUUACGAGCUGUUUACCUUGCAGACAUGGAGAAACCAAAGAAUUACUAUGUUCUUAAGGAGACAGAGCCACCUUCUAAGAAGCCUCUUUAUAUCGCUAUAGCCGUUGCUGUCGUGUUAUGCUUUGUGGGAUUAAUUCUUAUCGUGGUUGGUGGAGUUUUAACCUCCAAAGCUAGGAAGGAAUGUCCAACUCAAGUGUCACCUUCUUCUAAAGCGCCUAUGGUAAAACCGUCGACUUGCGAAUACUCCGACGAAGCUAAGCGCGUGGGGUUGGACAAAUUCCUUCUUAAAGUGAAAACUACCUAUUACAAGAUGAAUCCCAACAACGCGGUUUACGAUCCUGAUUCGACGCCGACAACCAUUCGCGAGGAUUUCAGCCCGUACGACGCGCACCCGGAGGCCAUUCGAAAACGGACAGAUGCGGCCAGAGCACUUUAUGAAGAAGCUCAGGCGCUCGACGAAAAGGCAGACAGCGCUAAGAUGAAGCCGCGUGAAAUCAAAGCAAUCGCGCAAGUGAAGCAUUAUCUCCAAAGCAACUUCGGCGCGCCCUACGACGAGAACUACUACGCCGGAGAUUGGAUGCUUGGUCCAAAUAAAUUCUGUUGGCAGCCAAUCUGCGGCGUAGGAAGCGACCUCAUGGCUCAUUUCACAUACAAGGAAUGGGGUGUAAGACCCAAGACGAAGAAGGACUUGAUAUUUGUCGUCGAACAUCUAAAAAAGCUUAACGAUUCCUUGAUGCAAUACAUCGAAAAUGUUAAGUAUGGAGUGAAAGCAGGGUUUGUUCGUUCAGUGGAGGAUUGUCAAGACGGCCUGUAUUCCAUUAAGCGCGCCUAUCUAAAAGUGUCACAACAGGGCCCUCGGGGAGUUCUAAACGAAUCAUAUACUCAAGAUAUGCUCAAUCCAAAAUGGCUGGCUGAUCUACCAGAAGAUGUAUCUAAUGCUUGGGAAAAGGAACACAAAGAAUCUGUAAAGACAUACAUACAUGAAGCUCUUGUGGAGUAUGUGGGGAAACCACUGGACAGCUUGCUGAAAUACUUGGAGUUCGAACAUUCUCAAUACUGCGUCCCCAGUAACAUCUCCAGCGGUCUCGCCACGCUCCCUCUGUCAUAUAUCUACAAAAACGGUACUAACACUGGGAUACCAGCCACUGGAAAACUUCCUAACGGUGACCCGCUGGAUGGAAAGAAAGCCUAUGAAAUGAUCUUACCUUACUUCACUACAAGUAUGGAGAUGACACCUAAUAAAGUUUACAAUCUGGGAAAGACAAUGUUGAAUAAGCUCUAUCCGCGAGCCGUGCAAAUAGCAAAGGAAUUAACAGGGCAGCAGGACGAAAAUCAGGCUGUGGUGGCGUUUAAAAAACGUUUAGAACAACAAAGCAUGUUUUUCAAUGAAGAGAAAAUUCCCGAAAAUGAGAGUAACAAGGACGCAUUCGAGAAGUGCACCAGUAUGGAACAAGCUAAAAUAUACUGUCCUAAGAGAUACAAAGCCAUGCUGACCUGGUUUGACUAUGUUAACACUGUUUUGAGUGACCUUGCCCCGAAAACCAAUCAUAUGUUUCAUUUCACUGGUAAAUAUCAGAGCACACCCAACUGUCCGGUCAAGCUGGUAGCGAAUUUCAACCCAGGCACCGGUUCCCAGAGUUAUAGAUCCAGCAAUAGAGACUGCACCAAAAAUGCACAGUACCGAUUACCGUUCUAUUUGAAAGACAUGGGACCAAGAUACAACGCCAUAUCCGUGGGCGCUCACGAGGCGAGGCCUGGACACCAUACCCAGGUCCAGGGUUUCACAGAAUUGUUCGGAGACAGCUGUGAGGGCGUGAUAAGCUGGUUGAAUGGUGCAUCUUACUACACCGCGUUUACGGAGGGCUGGGCAUUAUACGCUGAGAAUCCGCUCAUCGCCGAAGAAACAGACACGUACAAAAACAACCCGCUGCAGUUGUAUGGUAUGCUCAAGUGGCAGAUUUGGCGGGCUUUGCGCCUGAUGAUGGACACUGGCCUUCAUUACAAAGGAAUGAAGAGGUGGGAAGCACUGAAACUCUUCGCUGAUUAUGCUUGGGACAAAACUGACAAGGCUGUCAAAGACGUGACGCGUUAUCAGAGCGACCCCGGCCAGGCAACUGCUUACAUGAUUGGCCAGUUAAGGAUUUGGCAGGUACGAAAUGACACUAAGGAUACCAUCGAGAAAGGUAAAAAGAGGUUCAGCGAGAAGGAUUUCCAUUACCAGGUUCUUUCCCAAGGAUCCUCGCCACUAAGCUACUUGGAAAGACACCUAUCGAAGUACGCUGAUUGUGUCGUCAAACCUGGUCUCGAUGGCUGUGAAUACAUCAUAGCCAAUCCUUCCAGUGCAGACACUCCUACCAAAGAUGCCGCUUCUAAGCGACCAGCGAAGCCAUUUCAGCCGCGACCCUAUCAUGAACACCAUGAAUAGUUGCACUGGAAUAUUCUCAUUGAGGUAGAGAAUAAAUAUAUAGAGUUGUAUCAGUUUUUAAAAAUAUGAUUUUAUUAAAAAUAGCGUGGUAGCUAUUAUUACAAUUAUCGCUUUUUCAAUGUGACGACGAAAAUUAAAGAUUCUUCAUAAUGAAAAAUAGUCCAAAUAGUAAGAAAGCACCUGAAAUAAAUAGCUCGUAUUGAAAAUCUCAAAUCAUUGGAUCUAGCUUUAGCGGACAAACUACCUUCUGUAAUUGUCCUCAUUUGCAAAUUUUGUAUGUCAGGAGAUGGUGCGAUUUAGCUGCUCCAGUCUCAAAUCAAUAUUGAACUAUCGCAUGUUACAGCAACAAAGAUGUAAGUCAGUCUUUCAAUCAAAUGCUUCGUAUUUAGAAGCUGCUAUAAAUUUUCUGCAUAGUUUAACAUUGAGUGGGCAUUUCAGUUUCCUCAGCUAUUUUGAAGAGAGCUAU
This is a messenger RNA of Pocillopora verrucosa, 3081 nucleotides long. RefSeq lists its product as uncharacterized. The record is from RefSeq and is a predicted model, not a curated record. Lineage: Eukaryota; Metazoa; Cnidaria; Anthozoa; Scleractinia; Pocilloporidae.